AUGUGUCCAGAAUUUGAAAUUUUGAAAAUAACCGUCACACAGGUCAACCCGGCGGCCGGUGGGCGUGGUGACGCAGUCCCUGCGAAAGUGGAAACAGCCGGACCUGCACAAGCCACCAGGCCGCUUCCCGUGGACACUAAAGAAGUGUCUGGUGGAAGCAGCAGCGUGCGCGUUAUCAUCUUUGGUGAUGAGUCGGGGCCUGGAAACCUGCUCGGCGCGCGCGGAGUCGCAGUUUCCCCCGACAAGAUCUGGGUGGCUGACCAGACCAAAGCCCGUCUCCAAGUCUACAACAUGGCAGGCGCCUUCCAGCACGAGUUCCCACAGGAAGCACCUGGGCUGGGGUACCCAGGAAAGAGGCCAGUUGAUGUGUCCAUCGACAGAGAUGGCCACAUCUGGGUCUUGAUGACCGGGUACCCUGCCAGUGCUGACCGCGUGGUACAGUUGGACAGGGAGGGUCAUCUCAAAGCCAACUUUGAGCUCCCUGACAACGUACCACGGGGGGCGACCCGCGGGAUGGCUGUGGGCUUGCACAACGACCACGUCUUCGUCACCUGGUCUGACACGUUGUACAGUGGCGGUGUGCAAGCCUUCCAGCCUGACGGGAAGCUCCUGUGGGGCGUCGGCCCGCAGCAGGGGAUGAAGAUGCCGAUGCACGUCGCCGCUAACGAAGAAGGGAACGUCUACGUCUCCGACUACAACUUUCACUACGUCUAUGUCUACGACGCGAGCGGGCGGUACGUGCUGAAGUUUGGAGGACCGGGAAGGAGCGGCGGCCGCCUGAAUCGUCCUCGAGGCAUCUGCGUGGACGGUUCCGGUCACGUCCUGGUGGUGGACUCAGAGAGCCGGCGCGUCGUGAUGUACUCAGGCCGGGGCACGUACAUCCGCGACAUCGCCCUCCCCCGCCGCGCGGAGUACCCGGUAGGGGUUGCAGUCGGGCCGGGAGGACAGCUGGUUGUGUUGAACAAAAACACAAUCGUUGUCUUCCCCCGCUACUGA
Molecule: messenger RNA, 996 nt
Organism: Branchiostoma belcheri (Belcher's lancelet)
Lineage: Eukaryota; Metazoa; Chordata; Leptocardii; Amphioxiformes; Branchiostomatidae
Product: tripartite motif-containing protein 3-like
Exons: 2
Coding region: 1-996 (331 amino acids)
Biological process (GO): negative regulation of translation; protein polyubiquitination; proteasome-mediated ubiquitin-dependent protein catabolic process
Molecular function (GO): ubiquitin protein ligase activity; protein binding; translation repressor activity
Source: RefSeq, a predicted model, not a curated record